Penicillium digitatum Pd1 is the source of this 915-nucleotide messenger RNA. RefSeq lists its product as uncharacterized. NCBI's taxonomy places the organism in Eukaryota, Fungi, Ascomycota, Eurotiomycetes, Eurotiales, Aspergillaceae. The record is from RefSeq and is a predicted model, not a curated record.
AUGUGGCUUGUCAUGCCGCCGAACGCCUCCCGGUAUGGGCCGGCAGCGAGAUAUGGUACCUCCAAGAUAGUUGGCGAUGGCGCCCAUGGGCAUUCGCCAAGCAAGCCCAGUAGACCCGAACAUCGAAUUACAAUCACGGCUAACACGAGUAGUCAGAUUAGCAGCAACGCAGCUACUUACAGUGGCAGUAAUUCAUCAACUCACAAUGCUUGGACCCCUAAUCGUGGAUUUCCCAUCCCUUCCACACAGUGGAAUGGCUAUGCACAAGAGCCUCGAUGGGACCCGCAGGAUGCCUACAUCGUGGAACCUGCAAUGGACGCCUUCAUUGUUGAUGAUAGAGCAUGGCGGCAGCGUGGCGCUCGAUCUUCCCGCGAAGACAUCCCAAUGCCCGAUUAUGCCUCUACCGGAUCGACCAGCAGCCGGGCCAUCUCUUCCAGCAUGACUGGGAUGAGUUACGAACACAGCAAGCAGCCUAGCAUCACUUCCUAUCUUGAUGAUGAGCAAUACAAUGAGCUGAUCCAAGCUCUGACACCAACGAAGGCGCCUCCAGUGGGUACUCGCGCACCCUCCAACACUCCAUCCACUGCCGCCACCGCAAUUUCUGCCUCAAAGCCUUCGGCUGCAGCCGAAGCUAGAUCUGCGGGCUACAAGACUCGAAGCCGGCGUGCAUCCGCACUCAGAGAGCUGUCGCAACCAAGCACCCGUCAUGUUUCGGGAUCGAGCGAGCCUAAGAACUUGACUCCAUCCAGGAUUGGAGCGAGUCUAAGCGAUAAAGUCCGGAGCAAAAAAGAGAUUCAUCAAGAGACUAGCCAGGAGAACCCCAAAGCGCAGUCUGAGGGGAAGGUAACUGCGAAGGAAAAAUGCAACUCCAAGGACGAGGAAAAUGCUCAGGACGAGAAUGAGUCGGUUUUGUAA